GCAUCAGCUUCGGGGGCAGCAGCCGGAGGAGCAUGGCCUCCCGCUGGGCCAAGCUGGCGCGCAGCCUGCACGGACUGCACGUCCUGCGGAGUGCGCACUUCCUCAGCCUGCUGGCCGAGGCCGUGGGCGUCUCCUGGUGCGACACGACGGGUCUAUUCGACUCGCUGCUCGAGUCGCUGCAGCACCAGGACACGCCCGCGAGCGGCGGCGCCGCCGCCAGUGACGUGCGCGUCGGCAUGCUGCUCAUGGACUACCGGGCGCAGGCCGCCGCCACGCGAACUCUGGUCGCCGACGUCUUCCUGACCCUGUCCAAGUACAACCUGUUCGUGAACGGUGCCACGGCGUCGCUGUGCGGCUGCCUCAAGCUGUGCCAGCGUCACGCCGCCUUCCUGGAGCUCACCGAGCAGGCUGCGCAUCCCAGCGCCCUAGACGCGCACCGGCGGGCGUCGCUACGAUGGCGGACGCAGUGCGAGCGUCUCUUCGACCUCGCCGUCGACUUACUCGCCGACUUUGAGGAGCGAGUCCACGAGCAACUCUUGCUGGAGUAAGCUCGCCGACUCCCUCAACAACUGCCACGCCAUCGUCCCUAAGAGCUCGCUUCCGGAAUGGGCGCCUCGUCCGCUGCUGGGAAGUGCCGAGCUUCACGCAGAGCACAUGAACAGCCUUGCAUAUAGGGAGCCUACAUGCAGCGCUUGCAUGUAGGCUCCCUAGCCUUGCCAAACCGACACCGCCUUAAGUCUACUGCCGCUGAAACAGGCAGGAGGAGGUUCAUUAGGAUUUGCGCCGACCGUUGAACUACGGCGACAUCGUCGUCCAAGUCCAUUUCUGUCAUAACAUGCCUUUGCGAAAGGUACGAGAAGAUAAGCUUGAAGAACGCACUGCGUAAUCGCAGGCAACGUGGACCGCGGGCAGGCUGUAAUCGUGGAUGCUGUCCUCAAGGCUGACUUCAUUCUUUGUAACUCCAGCACAUCCAGCCUGCCGUCGUGACUGAAGCCUGAGACCGUAGACUUGUGCAACUGUGGCUGGCCAAGGACGAUUUUUGAUCGUCUACAAACUGGUUACCAUCCAAUUUAUCGAGGUCUGUUGAAGAGAGUCCCAUUCCUGCAUUGACUUUACAUUCACGCACCCCUGAGCAAACUAUCUGCUUAAUCGGCUGAAGCCUGGAACCUUAGGGCUGCACACAAAACUAUCCAGGGUGAGCUCUACAUGCGCAAGACAUUGCCGUCACACUUUUUACUCACCAGGACGUGGGCGGACAAUGAAUGCAUAGAUUUGAACAGAGUACUUCUCGACAGCUUUUAAGGCGAGCGGGAUUGCUGUAUGCCCACAAAUACUCAUGUUUUCGGAAAGUGCGUUUAAAUUAAACGCCUCUGAAUUUGAAUGAAAAUGGUAACGUUGACACGUGCUCUCUCUAUGACAACUCAUCGGGAGCCACUUGUUCCUUGCAGUGUGGAUGACCUACAAUUGUGCGGCAGCAGGGGACUUGCACCGGUUUCUGUGCAACACAAGAGCUUGCAAGCAACAGUGUAGAAGCAGACGUAGACAUGUGUCGUUCAUGUCCCAUACGGUUGACGAUUGUUAUGCACUUUCGCCCAGUUUAACGUCAUUUUUUUUCUCAGUCAGUCGCAACGUGCUUUGCUAACGUUAUAAUGAAUUGACAAGUAAUAUUGGUUAAAUAAGGCGCUACUCAUUAGGUCAUGCAUGCAACAACACAUGGAUGACAGUACGGGCCCGCGGCAAUAAUGCGAGCUUGUGCUUUUCACCCUUGUGUACUAGUCCAAGUCAUCUUUCUUUCGGCUGUCACAUGGAACAUGCAAA
Dermacentor silvarum is the source of this 1818-nucleotide messenger RNA. RefSeq lists its product as uncharacterized. The record is from RefSeq and is a predicted model, not a curated record. Bases 33 to 548 code for a protein of 171 amino acids. The transcript is spliced from 2 exons. Lineage: Eukaryota; Metazoa; Arthropoda; Arachnida; Ixodida; Ixodidae.